GACAUCGUUCGGGGCCAGCUCUUCUUCCCGCCCCGGGUGUCUCAAGAGUGCCAGCACCUCAUCAGGUGGUGUUUAUCUAUGGACCCUGCAGACAGGCCAUGCCUGGAAGACGUCCUAGAACAUUCUUGGCUGCAGAAGCCCCACCUGGCCCAGGAGACAGCAGAGAUCCAUCCCUCUGCACAGUAGGAUCCAGGAGCCCAGCAAGUACCAGCUGCUCGCGUCUUCGUGGCGCUCAGAGAAAUCUCCAGAGCGUUUCCCUGCGGCUGCGGCACGGAGCAGAGAGCGCGGCCCAGGAGAUGCUUCCGCGGGUCCCCGGCGAGUGGUGGAGGGAGCGGCUCAGGGCUCCCCGUCCUAUUGGAGAAGUCGUGGCACAGGGCGGUGAAGUUGCCACGGACUGGAAAAGGGGAAACAUCCCCCUGCAGCUCAAUGGCAUCGUGACGUCCCCGCAAGCCGAGGCACAGCUGGCGUGUUCUUGUGGAGCACGAUGCGGAGCCGGAGAACGCCAUCCUCGAGCUGGCCGCUGGCGGAGCGAAGCCGAUGGGCUUUGGUUGCGGCCCCUUCCCGGAGGACACGCUCUGCACCCCGACGAAAUCAAGAUGAGUCCCCAGCCGGCGCGGGGGGGGGACGCUCGUGCUUCCAGGCACGGCAGGGCUCGGCCUGGCCACGCGCCGCACGUUCCCCGCUCGGCGGCAAUGGGGAAUAUCGAUGUCUCCGCCGCCCGCCCAGCUGCUUUUUUGGCGGGACAGGGGACGGGCCCUUGA
Oenanthe melanoleuca is the source of this 761-nucleotide messenger RNA. RefSeq lists its product as uncharacterized. The transcript is spliced from 3 exons. Bases 99 to 761 code for a protein of 220 amino acids. NCBI's taxonomy places the organism in Eukaryota, Metazoa, Chordata, Aves, Passeriformes, Muscicapidae. The record is from RefSeq and is a predicted model, not a curated record.